GUUUAGUUUCGUCCCAUCUGAAUUCGAUAGCUACUCGCCUUGUAUGGAGUAUGGGUUCUGUACGAUACGAUGCCCUAAUUUCCUAAUUUUCAACAUGAAUGGAAUCAAAUGAACGAGGAUAAGACAAUUUCAAUGCACACUUUUCUUCCUUCCUUAAUCCACUAUAUAAACAUUUGAAAUCACUCUCCGCUUUUCCGUUUCCAAUAAUUCAUAGUCUUUCACUACUCCUGUUACUUCAAUGUAUACCAAUAUCUCCAAAACCCAAGCAUUUCCUCUCGCAGCCAAAUUAUCUUCCCAUCCCACAUGCUUCAAUUCACUCUCCACCUUAAAACCCCAAUUUUUACCACUCGCUUCUCACAAAAAACCCAUCUUUACAAAUAAAUUUGGAACCUUUCAAAUGGGAAAACUACCAAAUUCAUACGGGUUGAUUCUACAUAUCGCUAGAAGAUAUUGUGCCGCUAGAAGAAGUUUCUCUAGUGCUGAAAGUGCAGAAGAGCGACUACCUUGGCUAGAAAAGUAUGAAGUUAAGGAAGAUAAGGGGGUGCAGAAAGCAAAAAGAAGCAAUGUUGGUAGUUCCAUUCAGAGUGGUAAGUCUUCUUGGGAGCAAUCAGUUGAUAGGUUAGAGAAUUCAACAGUUCCUGAAUUUAAACCUAGAUCAAAUUCAGCAGCAUUUUCUAUGAAAGGUGGUGUUUUAGGUGCACCAAGUAAGGGAAAGAAUAAUGGGUUGGUUGAGAAGGUGAGAGAGCGUAGAAACGAUAGGGGUAGCCGAUAUGGGAAGUUUAAUGAUAAUGUUGAAGAAAGAGUUGUUGAUGAAAUGGAAGAGGAGGAAAAUGAGGCUGUUGAUGAUCCAAGGUGGGAUAAUAUAAGGACUAGGGUCAAAGGGGUGCUUAGAGCAAAAGGUGGAUUGGAAAGACCAGAAUUUCGAAGAUUCGAUAGGGAAGAGAAUUGGGGUAGAAAGACAUGGAAAGAGGCAACUGAGUCAACUGUGCCUAAGAUUGUUGGUGAGGGAAUCUAUGGAGUUGGUCCAGUUUUGGCUGCCUUGUUAUCUGGUAGAAGGGAAUUCUAUGCAUUGCAUGUGCAACAAGGUUUGGAUUUGAGUAGCAACAAUAGGAAGAAGAAGGACAAGAAAGGGUUUGAAAGGGUUCUAAAGAUUGCUGAAAAGAUGAAUUUAAGUAUAAAAGAAGCAUCAAAGCAUGAUUUGAAUAUGGUGGCUGAUAACCGACCUCAUCAAGGUUUGGUUUUAGACGCAUCGCCGCUUGAGAUGGUGAAAAUUAAGGAAUUAGAACCUGUUUCUGUUGAGGAAGGGAAAGGUUCUCUUUGGGUAGCAUUGGAUGAAGUUACCGAUCCUCAGAAUUUGGGAGCAAUUAUUAGGUCUUCGUAUUUUUUCGGAGCUUCUGGAAUAGUGUUAUGUGCUAAGAAUUCUGCUCCAUUGAGUGGUGUUGUGAGUAAAGCAAGUGCAGGCUCACUUGAAUUAAUGGAACUUAGAUAUUGCAAGAACAUGAUGCAAUUCUUAGUGUCUUCAGCCGAAAACGGUUGGCGAGUUAUUGGAGGAUCUGUCUCCUCGAAAGCUAUUUCUUUGAAUGAGAUUGAACCUGGUCCGCCGACUAUUCUUGUUUUAGGAAGUGAGGGCACUGGUUUGAGGCCUUUGGUGGAGAGAUCAUGUACUCAGUUGGUUAAAAUUUGUGGUAAUAUUCCUCCAGACUUAAAUACUAGUGAAUUAGAAGGUGAAAGUACCGGUUUGAAUAGCGAGAGCACGGGUAACGAGUUCCUUUCAUUUUUGGCUGUGGAAAGUUUAAAUGUUAGUGUAGCAGCAGGCGUGCUUCUUCACCACUUAAUUGGUAAAAGCUCUGUUGAUUCUUUGCCGGACGGGAAUAGACCAAUUUCUGAGUGAGAUUGCAAGGCCUCAAUUUAUUUAGUCUGCUCUCAUAGUGUCUUAUACAAUGUAGUUUAUCCUUUUCUAUAAUUGAUCGGGGAAAGUUGGUCUUAUCUAGAACAGGAUUGAUUAGUUGGUUCACAAAUUUUGACUGCAUUUUAACUUGAUGAUUCAAUAUAUUGGACACAAGUUUGAAGCUUCUUUUGGUUAUCAAUUUGAAGUUCUCUUAGUAUAUGGAUUUAUAUUAGUUUUUAAUUAUAGGUGUAUUGGUUUAAUUUUAAGGUUCAGAUAUGAUUUUUUUUCAAUACCAACCUAGUUUAUAACA
Molecule: messenger RNA, 2198 nt
Organism: Cicer arietinum (chickpea)
Lineage: Eukaryota; Viridiplantae; Streptophyta; Magnoliopsida; Fabales; Fabaceae
Biological process (GO): rRNA methylation
Cellular component (GO): chloroplast
Molecular function (GO): RNA binding; rRNA (guanine) methyltransferase activity
Source: RefSeq, a predicted model, not a curated record